Molecule: messenger RNA, 2804 nt
Organism: Morus notabilis
Lineage: Eukaryota; Viridiplantae; Streptophyta; Magnoliopsida; Rosales; Moraceae
Product: B3 domain-containing protein Os01g0723500
Exons: 6
Coding region: 144-2015 (623 amino acids)
Molecular function (GO): DNA binding
Source: RefSeq, a predicted model, not a curated record
UGGAUUUUGAUCAUCAUCUCCCUAAAUAUUUUUCGUUCUUUUAUUUUAUUUUUUCUGUCGAAGAAUAUUUUCUCGAGAAAAUGCUGAGCGGUGUUUGAUUCGAAAUCAGGUCUGAGUGAGAAAAAGGUCAAAUUGUCGUUUUCAUGGAAAUAGUAGAAGCUCGGAAGAUGUCGAGUGGAAGAAGACCUCACUUCUUUGCGUUUUAUUCUGCUAAUCUGAGCUCAGAACGACUGAAAAUCCCAACAAAGUUCAUGAAACGCAUGGAAGGCAAAACAUCUGGUUCGGUUUCGCUAGAGGGUCCUAGCGGGAACACAUGGCAGGUUGACUUGGUUCAGCAGAAUGGUGAUUUGUUCCUUCAUUAUGGAUGGCCAGCAUUUGUGAGAGAUCAUUUUGUAGAGUGUGGUGACUUCUUGAUCUUUAGAUAUGAUGGUGACUUGCAUUUUACUGUGCAAGUUUUUGAUCAAAGUGCAUGUGAGAAAGAAGCGGCAUUUCUUUCUGAAUGCAAUCAGGAUAUUUCUGAUAAAAAUUUGAGGCAGAAAAGAGAAAGGGGGGACUGUAUGUCCUCUUCAGAUAAAAUCGUUCAAGGUGUCUUAAAGAAAAUGAGAGAGAGCUCUUCUCAGCUCUAUUCGGAACGUAUACACUUAUGUGGUGAGAAAGUAUGCCAUUGUGAUGGGGUGCUUGCGACUAAAACAUGUGAACAAGCAAAUUUCUCCAUAGAUUCCCACCAAUGUGCCAGUUCACCAAAGAGUUAUGCCUUGCCCUCCCAAUCAGAAAAUUGCAAUGAGAAGCCAGCUUUGGAUAUUGUGCUAUUCAAAACAAAGGCCAUUCAGAAUAUAAGCGGCAAAGGAGACAGUUUUAAUGUUAAUGGUAGAGUCUGUGUGCAGAUGACUGCAGCACAUGAAGCGGCCCAAUCAUUUACUUCCUGUUUCCCUUUUUUCAUGAGAACAAUGAAAAGUUUCAACGUCAGUGGUUCAUAUACUCUGAACAUACCCUAUCAAUUUUCAAUGGCUCAUCUUCCAAAUUGCAAAGUAAAGAUUGUCCUUCAGAAUUUGAAGGGAGAAAGUUGGACCGUGAAUUCAGUGCCAUCUACUAGAGUUCAUACAAGUCAUACACUCUGCGGAGGAUGGAUGGCCUUUGUUCGUUAUAAUGACAUCAAAAUUGGAGACAUCUGUAUUUUUGAACUCGUGGGUGAGUGUGAAUUUCGUGUGCACAUUCUUGGGGUUGGAAAGGAAGGGGUGGACUACCAAAGUGGAAAGGUUUCUUCUAAUAGACUGGGCGCUGGGCAUGGUGUCACAUCACAUAAGAGUUUCAAAGCUGUGCCAAAGAAAAUGAGGGGGAACUCUUCUAAGGUUCAUAUGAAAAGCAUAAAGAUGCUAGAUGUAUCCGAUAAAAAAGUUUCGAAGAAGCUUCUAGAGGCUGCCUUCCCAAAUGAUGCCAAGAAACAUGGUAACACGUCAAAAGCUUUAACUAAAGUUGCACUUUGCUCUCAGUCAAAAGCGGUGAAUAAAAAGUUGGUUGUUCACAGGUCAAGAGGUAUUGAAGAUGAACUAGGCUCGCAAGCUAGAAGUGGGUUGAGAAUGAUGUUAGCACUUGACGAAGAACGAGUAGCUCGAUCUUUCACUUCUUGUUUCCCCAAUUUCGUUAAGAUCAUGAAAAAGUUCAACAUUAGCGGUUCUUAUACCUUGAAAAUUCCUUACCAGUUUUCUAUAGCGCAUCUCCCUAACUACAAAACUGAGGUUGUCCUUCGUAACUCAAAAGGAGAGUGUUGGACUGUGAAUUCUGUUCCAGACUCAAAAGGGCGACUCAUGCACACCUUUUGUGGGGGUUGGAUGGCCUUUGUUCGUGCAAAUGAUGUGAAGAUUGGAGAUAUCUGCAUUUUUGAACUAGUUGGCAAAUUUGAAAUGCGUGUACAUAUAUCCACGGUGGGACAAAGAGGGCUUGACUAUCAAGGUGGUGAAGUAACGCCUAAUGAGCUAGCUCUUAUUUCAGCUGCCAACAAUCGACUUUCUUUGUGACAUGUAUGUUCUACUAGUAGAAGCAGUAUCCUUUCUGACACAUGAUAACAGGUCAACCUUCACCGAGAAUACGUUGUGGUGAGCUUUGCUCUUGACACAAUAUUUCUUCCUGAAAUUUGUAUGCAGUUGCCCCCAUGAUUUUAGUUUAGCUUCUGCCUAACUUGCGGCUUUUGCUGACUAAAAUUUUAUCUAUGCUGGGUGGUAUAUCUUCUGCCAUCAUUCCUCUCUAUGGUGCAUAUGAAAGGUGAUCAAACUUCAGUGGACAGGAAUUAUGGUGAGCUUUGCUAUGUGCAGCUUUCUUCUUGUGAUUUGGUUGCAUGUGUAUGUCUUUUUAGUUUCUGCGUAACUUACUAGUUAUCACGUUGCUGGAUUCUCGUUGUGCCGGGCGGAAGUAGUGGAAGCUUCUGCCCAAAUUUUGAAGUGAAACGCUCGUAAAUAACCGCAGAACUCUUCGUUGCUCUUGGAUUUCCCUGUUCAACUUUAAUAUUUGACUAUAACCUAAAAUUAAAUUUCUUCUUAGUAAUUUAGUUCUGGUUAUAGGUAAUACUUUCAUGCAGCAGGAUAUGCCGGUAACGAGUCCAGUGAUGCUAACUUUCUGAUAAUCAUUUUGGUUGUUGUUAUUACUAUAAGUGAAGUUUCAUCAUCUGUAAAUAUUGCAGUGUCAGGACUUCUAAUACCAUUGGUGGAUAAAUGUAACGAAUAUCAGGAAUUAUUUUCUAUUGCAGCUCUGUUCAGUUGAUCAAGUGCGUAACUGCGCUUACUCAUCUUAUAAAGUGAGUUUUAGGGAGA